AUUGUUUUCUAAAAUUCCUCUCCGCUUGAGUUAAGAUCUGCGUUUCAGAAAAGCUUGUUAGCCUAGAAGUACAACAAAGCUCUUCAAAGUUCCAAGCCUGCAGAACUCAAUCCAGCAUGAAAGAGAAAAAAGAAAAAAUGAAUUCGAAGUUGAAGGAAGACGACCUUCGUUUUGGAUGGGGAAAGUUCAAACCCGAUUGUCUCCAGUGUUUCAAUGGCCCAAAAUGCUUCAUGGUAUUUCUUGUCAUAUUCUCCGUAAUGCAAGGUAUAGCUGUAAACGGUAUAACCAAGCUGAUUCUACCUUCCAUCGAAAAGCGGUUUCAAUUCACAGGAACUGAGUUGGGAAUCAUUUCUGCUGGGAACGACGUCUCGGCGUUGAUUAUUGUCUGUUUUGUGAGCUUCUACGGUGGUUUUGGCAACAAGAUCCGAUGGCUGGGCUACGGAUCGUUCAUCACGGCUAUUGGCUGUUUAAUUUUCGCUCUUCCCCAUGCUCUCAUCGGUGCAUACUACCCUUCAAGUAACAAAGAUGAAAAUAUCACCUUUACAAGACAAGAUCUUUGUAGUGUGAAGAAUAAGACGGCGAUGGACAACGUGUUGUGUGUGUCCAGCUACGACUCUGAUUGGUAUUACAUACUCAUCUUCGUAUGUGGUCAACUGUUCAUGGGCGCAGGAACCACACCGCUGUACUCUCUUGGGCCCGCGUAUAUCGAUGAGAACGUGAAGCCUAAAAACAUGCCUUUAUAUCUUGGGGUCUGGUUUGCAUCGUCUAUUAUGGGGCCCGGCCUCGGAUUUGUAUUAGGGGGACUGGUGCUUGGCGUGUUCGUUGAUCUAAAGCAGCCAGAGGGAAUGGAUCUGAACACCGAUGACCCACGUUGGAUAGGGGCGUGGUGGGUGGGGUACGUCUUUGGUGCGGUCUUUCUCGUUUUUAGCGGAAUUGGUUUACUGGCUUUCCCGAGGGAGUUACCAGGUUCCCGUGAGAUGAGAGAAAAAGCCAUGAAAGCGGGCGAUAUUCCGAAGGAUAACGAACAACUGAAAGGAAACCUCAAGGAUAUAAUCCCUGCUGCCAAAGAACUUGUAACCAACAAAACCUACAUCUUCAAUACUCUCGCCACAUCUUGUGGGUUUUUCUCGGCCGGAAUAUCCUCAUUCUUACCUAAAGUCCUUCAGGAUAAGUUUGGUCUUAAUCUUACUGAAACUGGCGUUUACUUGGGAGUCAUUCUUAUCCCAGGGAUGUUCUGUGGUGUAUUGAUCGGUAGUUUGGUCGUGCGUCGGUUCAAAGUCCGAGAUUCCUGCAAAAUGGCGGCCAAAUUCUGUGUGAUUUUCUCGUGUGUCGGGAUUUUUGGACCGUUAAGCUGGUUCGUUCCUGGCUGUGAUCCGGUGAAUCUCGCUGGCGUGACUCAACCAUAUCAUAACGGGAGUUUGAACGUCGAUUCAGGGGUCAGCAGUCUUUGUAACCUGGACUGCGCAUGCACCAAGGAGUACUUCAACCCAGUGUGUGGAUCUGAUGGAGUCACGUACAUGUCGCCUUGUCACGCGGGAUGUUUGGUGAAAGGACCUGGAAAUUACAGCAGUUGCAGUUGUGUUCCUCCGCUGAUCAACCAGACAGUUAGCGUCGCGGAGAAAGGGUACUGUGAUCGUGGUGAUGGUUGUUCGAAUUUUAUUUGGUUCUUGGCCAUUAUACUUAUUCUACUGUUGACUGUGUUCUUGAAGGCAAUCCCAUCGAAAACUGUUAUCCUCAGGUGCGUGCCUUACAACCAGCGUGCGUUUGCGUUGGGUCUACAGUUCGUGUUUUUCCGUGGCCUUGGUUCGAUUCCCAGCCCAAUCUUCUACGGCUUCUUAUUCGACAAGAAUUGUAUGCUGUGGGGGGAGAGCUGCGACGAGGUUGGCCGCUGUUUUGUGUAUGACAUCAACACUCUCUCGUACUAUUUAGCUGGAAUUGGUGUAGCGACAGGAUUGUUGGUCAUCACGUUCUUCUUCCUGUCAUUCUGGUUUUACAAACCCUCGAACGAGGGACCCGAAGAGCUGGCCAUGGGUGAGACCUUGAUUCAACUGAAAGACAAGAAACAAGAAGAUGACAACGACAACAUCGAGCUGGGUUCGCCUGUCAGUGAAUCACCUCCUCAGUCACCAGGCGCCACGGACUCUACGGAACUGCUCGGCAAAGAGUCUGAAAUUUAACUUUUAACGAGAAACCUAGGUCCAGUUAACACAUGAGAAUGAUUCAGCUUAUAUACGACAUACGUACCAACCAAUCACGUGGUCAGUCUUUUUUGUAUUAGACGUUACCACGUGAUAACCACACUGAGCAUCCACUCCAUUUUUGUUAAGAAGCGCGCGACUCAUUCUGUCUUGUAAGGGAUUACGAAUCACGUGGUCAGUUUUUAUAUUAGAUUUGAGCACGUGUUGACCACGUGAGCAUCUACUCCACUUUUGUUGAGAAGCGCGCGACUCAAUCUGCCUUAUAAGGUAUUACAAAUCACGUGGUCAGUUUUUAUAUUAGAUGUGAGCACGYGAUGACCAUGUGAGCAUCCACUCCAUUUUUGUUGAGAAGCGCGCGACUCAAUCUGCCUUAUAAGGUAUUACAAAUCACGUGGUCAGUUUUUAUAUUAGAUGUGAGCACGUGUUGACCACGUGAGCAUCUACUCCACUUUUGUUGAGAAGCGCGCAACUCAUUCUGUCCUGUGAGGGAUUGCCUUGUGAUUGUCCAGCCGCAUUUGAUCCACGCGAGCAUCUAAUGCUUUUUCGAAGAAAAUGGUGACUCAAUCUUCCUUAUGAGGGAGUGUCACGUAAUUGUAUGAUAAAGCACGUGGUCACUUCAUUCCAUAUUUGGAAAGGUCGCGUGACCUCUUUCUAUUAUGUUAGGGCGGAUACUGUGAUUAAUAUGACCAGCCGUCUUAGCAUGGGUAACGUGACUACGAAAAUCCAAUAUGGCGGAAGGGAUCACCUGACGUGAUUAUGUGAGCAAUAUGGAAUUUUAAUUCGAUUUCUUAUCUAUUUAAACUUUUAUACUUGGUAUAAACACACAUGCAUUGCUAUUAUCGCACGAAUCAAUUUUUUAAUUAAUAAUGAAAUUGGGGAAAAAAACACCAAAUUUGAAUUUGAAUUCAAUUUUUAAAUGGAUUUUAUAAUUUUUCUUUUUAUUAUUCUAUUGAUACUAAAAUGAAUCUCAAGUCGUAUAAUUUUGAAUGUUGACUGAUUUAUGUCCAGUCUCUCGUACGGCAAUAGAAGCCACAGGCAACCCAUGUUUUGUUUUUGACAUCUAUAGAACACAAACAAAAGCUAUCAUUUUAGAAAUAGUCAAUUGUACGUAUUCAAUGAGUCUCAAAAUUAAAAAUCUUACAUGAUUUUA
This is a messenger RNA of Actinia tenebrosa (Australian red waratah sea anemone), 3348 nucleotides long. RefSeq names its product solute carrier organic anion transporter family member 4C1. Gene Ontology annotation, molecular function: protein binding. Gene Ontology annotation, biological process: transmembrane transport. The record is from RefSeq and is a predicted model, not a curated record. NCBI's taxonomy places the organism in Eukaryota, Metazoa, Cnidaria, Anthozoa, Actiniaria, Actiniidae. Gene Ontology annotation, cellular component: membrane.